ACGACAACUAUAAUGGGCUGCAAUCUGUGCACUUUACAGAAGAGAGAGGAACACUACAAGCUGCUGUAUGAGAUAGGACAGGUCAACGGCAAGGAGCUGUCCAAGUCCAGCCAUGAGGAGACCUUCCGGCCCGCCAAGGACCCCGUGGUGGUUCAGGUCAUCCGGCGGACCCCCAGCGGCCGACCCCGCGGCCCGCCUCAGGAAAUCCGUGUGGUGGAUGUGAGCACGCAGACCGACAUCACCUUUGAACACAUCAUGGCGCUGGCCAAGCUGCGACCUUCCACGCCUCCCGUGCCUGACGUCUGUCCCUUCCUGCUGUCCGACAGCUGCCACUCCCUGCACACCCUGGAGCAGGAUUACUACCCAGGGCCCGACUACCUCUCGCCCGUUCCGCUUGACGGCGAAAGGACGGAAGAGUUGGAGUACGAGGAAGUGGAAUUGUGCCGACUCAGCAGCCAAGAAAAGCUGGGUCUGACUCUGUGCUACAGGACGGACGAGGAGGAGGAUGUGGCCAUAUACGUCAGCGAGAUCUGUCCCAACAGCAUCGCAGCUAAAGAUGGCCGCAUCCGAGAGGGGGACCGCAUACUGCAGAUCAAUGGUCGGGAUGUCCAGGACCGAGAGGAGGCCAUGGCUGCGCUCUCCAACGAGGACUGUCGCAGCAUUCUACUGCUGGUGGCCAGGCCGGAGAUACAGCUGGAGGAGGCCUGGCUGGACGACGAGCACAGCGACUUCCUGGAGCAGCUGAAAAUAGAAAUGCUGGAGGAACAGCAGCGUGAGGAAAUGGAGUUGGCCGCCUUCCGAGAGGAGCAGAGAGCAGAGGACGACCGGCCCACCUGCUCCUCGCGGACCCUCAGAGACCAAAUGGACAGUUCGGAGGAGGACGUCCUGGCGCACAUCCAGAAACGUCUGUCCCAGUGUCUCCUGGACAACUUGGACACGCGCCGGCCGGAGGGCCAGGAGGACAAUGAGGACGAGGAAGCGGCAGGCGAACGCUUCCAGCAGCUCCUGGAGCUCAAGUGUCAGAUCCGGAACAGUGGCGAGUACGACCUCUUCUACAGCCGCCGCAGCACCAUCGAAUGCAGCGUGGCCGAGCAGGGCGGCGUCCAGCAUGAGCUGCGCAUGCUCAACGAGGAGCUGCGCAGCAUCGAGCUGGAAUGCCAGAACAUCAUGAAGGCCCACCAGAUCCGCCUGCAGUCGCCCUCCACCACCGGGUGCUCGGUGCCGUCUGAGCCCAGGGACCAAAACCUCCACAAGGGGAGUGAGGACAAGGACAGCUCGAGUGCCUACAACACGGCGGAGAGUUCGCGGAGCACCCCGUUGGCCAUGGAUCGCUCUCCGGAACAUUCCCUCCAGAGGAUGGUGAGCCUCACCAACCAGAGGAACCUCCGCAGCAGCCUUGCCAGCCCCAUCCCCGUUGCAGGAUGCAGAGCACCCCUCCUGGGCAAGAGCAGCAGCCCGGACCACAGCAACCCCUCGGACCAGUCGGAUCAGACGCUUCUGCCCGAGGAGGACCAUAAAGGGAAGCUGAGGCCUGGCGUUUCCCAAAUCCCUUACUUCUCCCCGUCCCAGCACCGGCAGAGCAACAUCCCAGAGCACGCCCACCACUACCAGAGCUACAUGCAGCUGAUCCAGCAGCGCUCGGCGGUGGAGUACGCCCAGAGCCAGCUCAGCCUGCUCAGCGUCUGCAAGGAGCCCCAGGACCCCCUCAACCAGCCCAAGAUGGAAUGGAAGGUGAAGAUCCGCAGCGACGGCACGCGCUACAUCACCAAGCGGCCCGUGCGGGACAAGAUCCUGCGGGAGCGCGCCCUGAAGAUCAAGGAGGAGCGCAGCGGCGGCAUGACCACGGACGACGACGCCAUGAGCGAGAUGAAGAUGGGCCGCUACUGGAGCAAAGAGGAGAGGAAGCAGCAUUUGGUGCGAGCCAAGGAGCAGAAGAAGAGGCGGGAGUUCAUGCAGAGGAGCCGCCUGGAGAGCUUGAAGGAGAACCCUCAGAGCAGCAGCGAGGUGAGCAUCAUCCAGCUGAGCCACAAGAAGAUGAUGAAGAAGCGCAACAAGAAGAUCCUGGACAACUGGAUGACCAUCCAGGAGCUGAUGACUCACGGGGCCAAGGCUCCGGAGGGAGCGCAGGUGCACAACGCCUUCCUCUCGGUCACCACCGUAUGAACUUCCUUUCUACCCGUGUGGUAUGACAUGAUUGCCUCGUUCAAUGUGGCCUUUUUAUCAGGACAAUAGGAGUAUUUUUCACACUUUGUAGGCACAAAGAGCAUUUUGUAAAGAAUUUAUGGCGUUCCCUUCACUUUUUCUAUCGGACAUCUUCUUACGUUCCCGCCUUCUUUUUUACAUCUACGCUAGCGCUGGAAAGUGUGUGUCAGAGUUUGACUGAUAUGGUUUGUUGGAACCAUAUACAGUACAACUUUUCCACAUGUGUGUAUGUGUGUGUGUGUGUGUGUGUGUGUGUGUGUGUGUGUGUGUGUGUGUGUGUGUGUGUGUGUGUGUGUGUGUGUGUGUGUGUGUGUGUGUGUGUGUGUGUGUUUCAUACGCAAAACUGGUUUGAAUGCUUGUCCACUCCUCUAUACAUUGUUUACAUGGCUAAUAUCCAACAAGUCCACUUCUCUACACACUUCAUCGGUACACUUGAACUAUCUGACCCUAGAAGAGAGCUCAAUCCAAAAAUCUGCCAUGUAACAUAUUUAAAGGGGAACUGCACUUUUUAGGGAAUGUUGCCUACCAUUCAUUCA
Messenger RNA from Entelurus aequoreus (snake pipefish), 2738 nucleotides. Its product is annotated as PDZ domain-containing RING finger protein 4-like. The record is from RefSeq and is a predicted model, not a curated record. NCBI's taxonomy places the organism in Eukaryota, Metazoa, Chordata, Actinopteri, Syngnathiformes, Syngnathidae. The coding region runs from base 13 to 2163 and encodes 716 amino acids. The transcript is spliced from 8 exons. Gene Ontology annotation, molecular function: protein binding.